AGUGGUCUGCUCUGUCUGCUUGGCUGUCUGCUGUUGCAAGUUGUUAAGUUAAAGGAAAGGUGUUUCUUGGACUCAUUCAUGUGGGGGAAAGAAAAAUGUACCACAUAUAUCUAAUUAAUAGAAGAAUAGCUGCAGUAAAAUAGCUAAAGCUGAAAUGAAAGUGGGAAUCCAUAAUCUCACACACAACCCUACUCAAGCAUGGUCAGAGCUGUCAAAGUCUCAAAGGGUUUUGAAGAUUCAUGCUACACCUCCUAAAAGAGGGGUUGCACCCAACAAGGUGAGAAUUGUUUGUAUGAGUGAUACACAUUCACUUACUUCUCAUAUAAAAUUUGAUGUGCCAGAUGGAGAUAUAUUCAUACAUGCAGGAGACUUUACCCGAUGUGGUAGUUUGGAGGAAAUCGUUGAGUUUAACGAAUGGCUUGGAAACUUGCCACACAAACACAAGAUAGUUAUAGCUGGCAAUCAUGAGCUGAGCCUAGACGAGAACUUCAUUAAGAGCAACGACAAAGUUCUCCCCUCAACUGUCCCAACUUUGGGCUUAUCUCGAAAUGCUAUUGCUGAAGCGAUCCGCACCCCAAACGCUAAGCAAUACCUGACCAACUGUACAUACCUUCAAGACGAGGAAGUGAUCAUUCAUGGCAUUAAAAUAUAUGGAACCCCUUGGCAACCAGAAUUUUGUAAGUGGGCCUUUAACUUACCUCGAGGAGAACCUUGUCUAUCAAAAUGGGAUCUAAUUCCUGACGAUACUGAUAUUCUGGUCAGUCACACACCUCCAAUUGGUCAUGGUGAUCUAUGCUGCACAGGUGUGCGGGCUGGCUGUGUUGAACUUCUUGCCACAGUUCAGCAGAGAGUCAAACCAAAAUAUCAUGUUUUUGGGCACAUACACGAAGGUUACGGUAUUACAUCAGAUGGGAAGAUAAUUUUUGUGAAUGCUUCGACCUGUGAUAUAAAAUAUGUACCCUCAAAUCCUCCUGUAGUUUUUGAUGUAAUAAUGCCGGUAGGAACUUCAAAAGCCUUAUGAACAUUGCGCAUAGAUUCAAGUUUGACCUACCAUUUUAUUAAAUCAAAUUGAAACACUAACAUUUGCUCUGCUUAUCUAGCAGCUAAUGUCAUGUCAGUACCCAUAACAAGGGUACCUACCGGAGGAUUAAAUUGCAAACUGUAAUCCUUUGAAUAUUUUUCCACAAUUAAAAUAUGAAGAUUGUUA
This is a messenger RNA of Frankliniella occidentalis (western flower thrips), 1207 nucleotides long. Its product is annotated as metallophosphoesterase domain-containing protein 1. The transcript is spliced from 5 exons. Gene Ontology annotation, molecular function: hydrolase activity. Lineage: Eukaryota; Metazoa; Arthropoda; Insecta; Thysanoptera; Thripidae. The record is from RefSeq and is a predicted model, not a curated record. Bases 155 to 1021 code for a protein of 288 amino acids.